AUGAAGCUCUCUCCCGCUUUCUUCAUCGCCUUCCUAGUUGGCAGAGCGUAUGGCAAGCCGACAGCUCGCGCCAUGCGAAUUCACGAGGCCCGAGAUGACAUUCCGUCCUCCUUCUUGGAGAUUGGCCUCGCCCCGCCCGACACGGUGCUCAACCUGCGCCUCGCCCUCGUGCAGGGCAACUUCCCCGCACUCGAGCAGGCCCUAAUGGACGUCAGCACCCCCGGCAGCCCCCUGUAUGGCCAGCAUCUGAGCAAAGAGGAGGUGGAGGCACUUGUCGCCCCAAAGCCAGAGACCAUAGCAGCGGUCAACACCUGGCUGACGGAGAAUGGCAUCGAGGCCUCCACAGUGUCCCCUGCGGGCGACUGGCUCCAGUUCGCCAUCCCGGUCAGCAAGGCGAACGAGCUGCUCGGGGCCACGUUCUCCGUGUUCAACCAUACCCCGUCCGGCCGGACGGUCAUCCGCACCCUUGCCUACUCCAUCCCUGCAGACCUGAAGGGCCACGUCGACCUGGUUCAUCCUACUACCAGCUUUACUCCGCCACUCCACGUUCCGAAGCUCACGUUCAUUCCUCGCGAAGAGAUAGAGGAGCGGGAACUGAACGUCUCCGCGUCGUGCCAGUCAGCAAUCACGCCGGCUUGUCUGCAGGCGCUGUAUGCGAUUCCGAGCGCACCCGCGAAUGUGAGUUCGAACACGCUUGGGAUGAGCGGAUUCGACGAGCAGUUUGCCAAUGAGCAAGACCUCGGUAUAUUCUUGGAGACCUUUCGCCCGGAUAUACCUCCGUCGACAACGUUCAACUUGCUCACCUUUGAUGGUGGCGAGAACCCUCAGAACCGGCCCGGGAUCCUUGCGGAUCUGGAUGUACAAUACGCCAUCGGCCUUGCCACAAACGUCCCGACCUUCUUCGCCUCGGUAGGGCCCAAUAAUACUGACGGCGCCGACUUUGGGCUCCUAGACCUCAUCAAUGCUACGCUGGUCUGCAGCACGCCGCCGCACGUAAUUGUAACGACCUCCGGCGAAGACGAGAACGCGCUCUCGGCGAACCUGCAGACGAACCUAUGUAACGCGUACGCGCAGCUUGGCGCGCGCGGUAUUUCUAUCCUGUUCGCCUCUGGGGACGGCGGCGUGGCAGGCAGCCAGGCCCAAAAUUGCACCACCUUCCUCCCCACCUUCCCUUCCAACUGCCCCUUCGUGACAUCCGUCGGGGCGACCACCGGCGUCGAGCCCGAGGUCGCCGCGAACUUCUCCAGCGGCGGUUUCUCGAAUAUCUUCGCGCAGCCAUCAUACCAAGCCGCCGCCGUGUCCCGGUACCUUUCCGAGCUCGGGAACAGGAACGCGGGACACUUCAACCGGAGCGGGCCUAGCGUCAUCGCGCUGCUGAACGACCUGUUCGCGCAGCAGGGCCGGACGCCGCUCGGCUUCUUGAACCCGCUCUUGUACUCGCUGCAGGGCACGGAUGCGUUCACGGACAUCACGAACGGGAGUAACCCCGGGUGCGGCACGAAUGGCUUUCCUGCGCUUGAGGGGUGGGAUGCGGUCACUGGGCUGGGCACGCCGAACUUCACAGCGCUCAGUCUGGCCAUCGGUGUAUGA
Messenger RNA from Trametes versicolor FP-101664 SS1, 1590 nucleotides. RefSeq names its product family S53 protease. Lineage: Eukaryota; Fungi; Basidiomycota; Agaricomycetes; Polyporales; Polyporaceae. The record is from RefSeq and is a predicted model, not a curated record. The coding region runs from base 1 to 1590 and encodes 529 amino acids. The transcript has 9 exons. Gene Ontology annotation, biological process: proteolysis. Gene Ontology annotation, molecular function: tripeptidyl-peptidase activity; serine-type endopeptidase activity.